AUGGUGGCUCUCAAACAAUUCUUACAACUGGGCUGCAUAUUGGCAGUAGUGAAUGCCGACUACUGCACCAACAAGAAGCAACAGCCUGUGGUUGAUCUUGGCUAUGAGAUCUACCAAGCUACCGGAGCCAACAAUGUAGGAUCCCACCUUCCUGCGGACUCCGACAGUUAUUAUACCUUCUCCAAUAUCCGAUAUGCCGCUCCCCCGGUUGGCGAUCUUCGAUGGAAGGCUCCUGUCCCUCCUCUAACCAACCGAUCGGCCAUUCAAUCUAACGCGGAAUCAAUCACCUGCGCCCAAGCAACACCGAGCUGGCAAAUGCGCACCUCGCAAUACACAAACGACUACCUGAAGACCGGAAAUGUUCCCAAUGUCUCCUACAGCGGCCUGACCGCGAUCUCCGCCGGUGGAGUGGAGGAUUGUCUGUUUUUGGAUGUUCAGGUGCCUCGCAAGAUAUUUGAUAACGCCAAAACGGAUAAAAAGCUGUCACCUGUUCUGGUUUGGAUCCAUGGCGGAAGCUUCAUUGCCGGGUCCAAAACCUCCUUUGGAUCAUCCAAGGGCUUAAUUGACCGCAGCCAGGCGGGUGGCUCAGAAGGUGUGGUAUACGUCUCUCUCAACUACCGACUGGGUGCGUUUGGCUUCCUAUCUGGGCCCUCAUUCGAAGCGGAAGACGGCUUGCUCAAUGCUGGAAUUCACGAUCAGCGACUUGCCCUCCAGUGGAUCCAGGACAAUAUCUAUCGCUUUGGAGGAGAUAGGAACCAAGUCACGGUCUUUGGUGAGUCUGGAGGCAGCGGUUCCAUCAUGCACCACAUCACCGCAUAUGGAGGAGAAACACCGGCCCUCUUCAACCAGGCCGUGCUGCAGUCCCCCGCCUAUUACCCCUACCGGUCGUCGGAGAACCAGGAGAAGUCUUUUAAGGACUUCCUCGCCCUGGCAAAUGUCACAUCGCUUAACGAAGCUCGUCAGCUUCCUUCCGAUGUUCUCGUUUUAGCGAAUUCAAACUCAGUCGGUGUGACGCAGCCGUACGCUUCAGCUGUCUACGGCCCUACGCCAGACGGUAGCUUUGUCAAGGCAGACCCCAAGGCGCUACUCCGCCGUGGAGAAUAUGACCAGUCCGUGAAUAUCUUGAUCUCCCACACCUCGGAUGAGGGUCUGGUGUUAGUGCCAGCGGUGCAUACCGAUGAUGAAUACGAGAAGCUCGUGAAAAACCUCCUUACUCGUGCUAAGAGUUCGACCAUCGAUCACAUUACUGAGACACUUUAUCCUCCCGUGUUCGACGGAUCUCAUGGAUACACCAACAACUACCAGAGAGCGGCCUUGACGGCGAGUGAUUUGAUCAUCGACUGCAACGCGGCUGUACUGAAUACGGCAUUCAAGAACAGUUCCGCCUACUUCUUUGAUGUGCAGCCCGGUAUUCACGCACAGGACACUGGAUAUACCUUUUACACUCCGAACGAGAAGCCUUCGUCCUAUAAUCUGGUUGACACUGGCGCCGUGAACCAGACCAUUGCAUUUGUCAUCCAGGACUACAUUCUCUCCCUUGCCAAGCAUGGCACCUUGAACAGCGCCGUCGAUGGUCUAAGCUCGAUUCCAAAGUUCGGCUCCCAGGCUAAGACUGUGCAUCUGACCGGCGACAAUAUCACAAUCUCUCAUGACCCGGCCGCCAACCAACGAUGCCAAUGGUGGUCGCUUGAUCUAUUUGACUAA
Penicillium mononematosum is the source of this 1704-nucleotide messenger RNA. RefSeq lists its product as uncharacterized. The coding region runs from base 1 to 1704 and encodes 567 amino acids. The transcript is spliced from 3 exons. The record is from RefSeq and is a predicted model, not a curated record. Lineage: Eukaryota; Fungi; Ascomycota; Eurotiomycetes; Eurotiales; Aspergillaceae. Gene Ontology annotation, molecular function: hydrolase activity.